Messenger RNA from Gongylonema pulchrum, 546 nucleotides. The record is from the annotation of a GenBank genome assembly. NCBI's taxonomy places the organism in Eukaryota, Metazoa, Nematoda, Chromadorea, Rhabditida, Gongylonematidae.
AUGCAGAACAUACAAGCUCGGGUUCGCAUGGUGAGCGCUUAUCUUUUGGCCCAGUUGGCUCUUUAUUUUGGUCAAAAACCAGGGUCGUUGCUGGUGCUUGGAUCAAGUAAUGUUGAUGAGGUUUGCACUGCUCUUUUCAGUUUGGUGGGCUACAUGACGAAGUACGAUUGCUCUUCGGCGGAUUUUAAUCCAAUUGGUUCACUAAAUAAAACAGAUCUGAGGGAUAUGUUAAAAUACGCCAGAAACAGCAUGGGUUUUUCAUCUCUGUCACAAAUAAUCGAUGCACCGUCAACAGCUGAAUUGUUGCCUCGCGGGGCAGGAAGUAAGCCACAGCUCGAUGAGGUUCUAAUUUUGUUAUCAUACGGUUACGUUGAAAUAGGAUUGACAUACGAAGAAUUAGCCGAAAUUGGGCUACUGCGUAAGCCAGGCUGUUUCGGACCGUACAGUACUUUUUUGGAAUUGCGAACUCAAUGGCGGCAUAAGCCUGUGGAAGAGGUAGUUCAUUAUUCGAUAAAAAAAUCCAGUUUUCGAGCAUCAGAAUCGUAA